This is a messenger RNA of Chinchilla lanigera (long-tailed chinchilla), 1971 nucleotides long. RefSeq names its product family with sequence similarity 151, member A (gene Fam151a). The record is from RefSeq and is a predicted model, not a curated record. NCBI's taxonomy places the organism in Eukaryota, Metazoa, Chordata, Mammalia, Rodentia, Chinchillidae. The coding region runs from base 117 to 1883 and encodes 588 amino acids. The transcript is spliced from 8 exons.
ACAAAGCUGGCAGGGCUGGGGAAGGGUUAGAUGCCGCCUGGGCUCCCACCAGCCCUGAUUCCGGGCUCAGGGAACCUCAGGGACUCCGGGCUGGCAAUUCUGCAGAGAGAGCCAUCAUGGGCUGCCAGAAGCAAUGCCGGGACAGGCCGACCCAGUGUGCCCUGGCUAGCGGAGUUAUCGUGACUCUGGCAUUGACUGUCUGCAUGGCCCUCGCCUUGACACUGAACUGGGACCCCCAGUCAGGCUGCCAGGGGGACGUCUGCCGCCCCGAAGGGGACAUGCUGGGCUACCUGCUGAGCCUCGGCCAGAUCAGCAGCCCAGACGGCCUGCUGGUCACCUGGAGCCAUGGGGCCAACAGCCAGGAUAAGAUGGAGGAGGGCCUGAGCAGCGACUCCAUGGUCCUGGAGGCGGAUGUCAAUAUAGAAGGGCUCAACACAGCCAAUGAGACAGGCGUCCCCAUCAUGGCCCACCCGCCCGCCAUCUACAGUGACAACACCCUGCAGCACUGGCUGGACACCGUGCUGUCCCGCUCCCAGAAGGGCAUCAAACUGGACUUCAAGAGCCUCAAGUCUGUGGGCCCCUCACUGGACCUCCUUCGGCAGCUGACGGAUGCCGGCAGGGUGCAGAGGCCCGUGUGGAUCAAUGCGGACAUCUUGCGCGGCCCCAACAACGCCAUCUCAAUUCCGGUCAACGCCACGCAGUUCCUGGCUCUGGUGCAGGAGAAGUAUCCCAGGACCACCCUGUCCGUGGGCUGGACCACUCUUUAUGCACCCCCGCUCUUCACCAGCCCUUACACCCAGGCCAUGUUGGAGGAGAUGCAGGCACUGGUGGAGGCAGUGCCACAGAAGGUCACCUUCCCUGUGCGGGCUGUCAUGGUGCGGGCGGCCUGGCCCCACUUCAGCUGGCUGCUGGACCAAUCUGACAGGUACACCCUGACACUAUGGCAGGGCACCACGGACUCCGUGUCAGUGGAUGACCUCCUCUACAUCCGGGACAACACAGAGACCCACCGAGUCUACUACGACCUCUUCGAGCCUGUCCUGUCGCAGUUCAAGCAGCUGGCUUUGAACGCCACAAGGAAGCAGAUGUACUACACAGGUGGCAGCCUGAAGCCAUUUUUCCAGCUUCAUGGGGGUGACAGUCUGGGCUUGGAGUGGCUGGUUCCAGAAGUCCAUGGCAAUGGGACCGCAGCCAUGAUCACUCUCCCAGAUAAAGACGGCAUGAUCCUGCUGGACAUCAGCCUCCAAGGACCUGCAGCCAGGGACUCCGUGCCUGUUGUACGUGGCCCAAGUGGCCCUGCCCUGACGCUGGAGUCGUUCCUGCUGCAGCUGGCGAUGCGCCCUGGGCACCGGGGUGUCCACAUGAACAUAGCAGAGCCCGCAGCCCUCCGGCCAGCCCUGACCACCCUGGCAGGCCUCUCCUCCCUUGGCCAACUGCCCUAUCCUGUGUGGGUCGGGGCCACUGUCUCCCAUGGCAGCUUUGUGGUCCCUGGCCACAUGGACGGCAGAGAACUGAUCACAGCUGUGGCUGACGUUUUCCCCCAUGUGACAGUGGCCCCAGGCUGGCCUGAGGAGGUGCUAGACGGUGGCUACGCGGAGCAGCUGAUCACAGAUAUGUUGGAGUUAUGUCAGAAGCUCUGGCAACCUGUGUCCUUCCAGGUGCAGGCUGGGCCGCUGGGGCAGAGCCAGCCAGAGGUAGUGGCCAGGCUACUGGCGGCCUCACCCCGGGCCACUGUCACUGUGCAGAGCAGCCAUGCUGGCAGCAGCCCUGCAGCUGUGCGGGCAGGGCUGCUGGCAGCCAGGGCUGAGGACAGAGGCCGAGUCUACUACAGGCUGCCCCAGGAGCAGCGCCAAAGCUUGCUGGCAGACCUUGGCAAGAACUGACUGCCUGGCAGUGCCGGCCGACCAAGCCCUGGGCCCAGGCUUCACGGAGGGGAGGCAGGAUGAAUAAACACCUGGCCUUCUCCCUGCA